This is a messenger RNA of Aspergillus alliaceus, 1933 nucleotides long. RefSeq names its product pseudouridine synthase family protein. The coding region runs from base 189 to 1751 and encodes 520 amino acids. Gene Ontology annotation, molecular function: RNA binding; pseudouridine synthase activity. Lineage: Eukaryota; Fungi; Ascomycota; Eurotiomycetes; Eurotiales; Aspergillaceae. The record is from RefSeq and is a predicted model, not a curated record. The transcript has 2 exons. Gene Ontology annotation, biological process: pseudouridine synthesis.
AGAACAUAGACUUUUUUUUUUCCCAUUCUUUUCAGGAACGCCCCUCCGACCCCACGUAAAACUACAUUUCUUCAAUUCAAAACCACAGUCCACGAAUUCGUAAUAUCCGCCAUAAAUUUCCGAAUUUGGCUCCCUCACCCCGCGUUCUCGCCUAUCUCGUGCGAAAAGGCAGACUCACUGCGUGCAGCAUGACUCUCACGCCCGUCGACACCACGCCCCAGGCGCCGCAAGAACGUGUCGCAGAACCCCCCAAAGUAGCCACACCCUGCGAACCACCCGCAGGUACCUAUUACUUCGAAGGAGGGCUGCGCCGCGUCAAACCAUACCACUACACAUACAACACAUUUUGCAAAGAGCGAUGGAGGGGCCGGGAGCUAGUGGACAUCUUUGUCUCCGAGUUUCGCGAUCGUCCACCGGAGUACUAUAGAGAGGCCCUGGCAGCCGGCAAAGUUGCGAUCAAUGGUAAACCGGCCGGACCGCACACCGUCGUGAAAAACGGUGAAGUCAUCUCGCAUACCCUGCACCGGCACGAACCCCCCGUCACAGGCCAGGAGAUCGGCAUAAUCCACGAAGACGAUGGGCUCAUCGUCAUUGAUAAGCCGGCCGGUGUGCCCGUUCACUCUGCCGGUCGGUACCACUAUAACUCUGUCAUUGAGAUCCUUCGUGCCCAGCGCGGUGGCGGCUGGGUGCCCCGGCCCUGUAAUCGUCUGGACCGGUUGACCUCCGGCGUGAUGUUCAUUGCUAAACACCCCAAGGCAGCGGAGAUGGUGGCCAGCAGGCUGAAAGAGCGGACCGUGCAUAAGGAGUACGUGACUCGGGUGAAGGGCAAGUUCCCCGACGGGGUGGUGGUGUGCGACCAGCCGAUUAUGCAGGUUAGUCCGAAGCUGGGGCUGAAUCGCGUUCGGGCCACGGGCAAGACAGCCACGACGAAGUUCCGGCGGUUGGCGUAUUACCCGCCUCAUGAGCCUGAGCCGCCCGUCGAGGGUGGAGAGGCGCGAGCUGCGACGCCGCCGCCAGCCUAUGCGAAUGAAGAGGAGGGGUAUAGUAUCGUGCACUGUCUGCCGUUGACCGGCCGGACGCAUCAGAUCCGUGUCCAUCUCCAGUUUCUGGGCCAUCCGAUUACGAAUGAUCCGAUUUAUUCGAAUCGGCGUGUGUUUGGGCCCGAACUGGGGAAGAAUGAAGACUCUGGUGUUCGCGACGAUGAGAUCAUAGAUAGGUUGAAUGAUAUGGGCAAGACGGAAGUCUCUGAUACCGUCUCCUACCGCACUCACCUUACCGCUGCUCCCCUCGUGCCUCCGGGCACUGACACCUCCGUCGUGGAGCAGAUCAUGUCCCGUGAGCACGAGGAUGCCGAGCACCAGUAUCAGAAGCGUAAAGGUGAGAGGCUCUCCGGUGAGAAAUGUGACAUCUGCGGCACGGAUCUUUAUACUGAUCCCGGUGUACAUGAGCUGGGUAUCUUCCUCCACGCCGUUGCCUAUUCCUCCGAUGAGGGUGACUGGAAGUACCGCAGCAAGAUGCCCUCUUGGGCCCUUCCUCCGCCAGGCAUGGAUGGUCCUACGGAGGUCCCUGAUUGGCAACCCGUGCCGGAGGAAGAAGAGACAGUCAUUGGCAAUGGAACCGUGCCAGAGGGUAUGGAGGAGGAAGAGAAGCCUCCGAGGGGCCAAGGAAAUACCGCUGCUCUUGUUCGGGGCGUGGGGUUGGUUGAUAUCGCUGAUGUGCCUAGACUGCAGCAAGAGGCUUGUCUGCAGUAGGAGGCUCCGCUUGGUUUUCUUUCUCUUAGACGUUUCCUUCCUCCCAUCUUUGCAUAGACUUGAUGUUUACGACUACAUGAUACCUGUAUGCAUGGAUAUCAGGAGUUCCCUAUGCUUUUUGUUCUUGUUUUCCGUCGCUGGCGCAUAUGCAGAGGGGACGGUGUAUGGCGCAAGGAUUAGCC